Messenger RNA from Echinococcus granulosus, 819 nucleotides. RefSeq lists its product as hypothetical. Bases 1 to 819 code for a protein of 272 amino acids. Lineage: Eukaryota; Metazoa; Platyhelminthes; Cestoda; Cyclophyllidea; Taeniidae. The record is from RefSeq and is a predicted model, not a curated record. The transcript has 3 exons.
AUGAGUGCCAAGGCAUGCACGGAGGCACCGCUACCGCUGCUGCUGCCGCCGCCAUUAUGGCCAUUGAUGAUGACGCGACGUGGUGUUAGUGUGCGCGCGCGCAUGCAUGCGUGCAGCCAUCACCACCGCCACUAUCUCGUCCCAGCUAUUCCGCCACCUCUGACUUCCAAGGCGCUUUGGUCUAGGCCUACACUCAUGCACACACACACAAAGCGAAGGGCCGCCAUGAUUAGGGAGGAUGUAAAGCGCGGCUCGAAAAUGAGCUGCCGUUCUCGCGCUUUUUCGUGUAAAAAGGCAAUGUCGGGCAGGGUAGGACAGAGGGAGAGUGUCAGGCGAGGGCCGAAAUGGGCCGCCAUCACCGCCUCCACCACCGCUAUCAUUAAAGCGCCUGGCAGAAAUCGGAUAUGGUUGGCUGUGGUGGUGGCAGUGGAAAAGUUUAUGGACGCCCAGAUGCACCACGCACACCGAUUAUGCUCCCUCCUAGCGCCCUUCGGAUUCGUAGCUUCAUGCGCACAACAAGAGCGAGCGAGAGAUCCCACACCACCGCCGCCUCUACUGAAGUGGUACUUUGCCAGGCACCGCGCCCCCACACACAGUGAAGAGACUUCAAAUGGCCCACAAACACAGACACCCACAUUUGUAGCCGCUGCAGCCGCCGCUCUUCCGACUGCCACUACCACCUCUGGUGCUCCUGUUACCACAAGGAAUGACUGCCGCACUAUACCGCGCCACACUAUACCAAGCUACAUCGUGCGACAAAAAUGUUGGUCGGUCAUUGGAGGAAUGGGAGAACGCAAUCAGCGCAAACUAAUGCGUUAA